Messenger RNA from Maniola jurtina (meadow brown), 1454 nucleotides. RefSeq names its product epidermal retinol dehydrogenase 2. Gene Ontology annotation, cellular component: lipid droplet. Gene Ontology annotation, molecular function: oxidoreductase activity, acting on the CH-OH group of donors, NAD or NADP as acceptor. Bases 192 to 1157 code for a protein of 321 amino acids. NCBI's taxonomy places the organism in Eukaryota, Metazoa, Arthropoda, Insecta, Lepidoptera, Nymphalidae. The record is from RefSeq and is a predicted model, not a curated record. The transcript has 7 exons.
AAAAUCUCUUUAAUGGUGAAUACCGUUACUGGAGAAAGCUAACGUAGUGUAGAGAAACAUCGGAUUGUGAACUGUACGCAGUUGUAGGUCGACCGGCGCAUGCGCAGCGCCUUCUAGCCCAAACAGUUAUACGAUACGCAAGGCAAGUGUGAUCUUACGGAUUUAUAACACAGGGAAAAACUAAAAGAAAAAUGUUGGAAGGGACGAAAAUUAACACUCCAUCGCAAAUGUCCAGCAUAUUUGAUAUCGCCAAAGACACCGUCCUGUUCCUUGUCUUAUCAUGCUACUACAUUUUGGAGUCCCUGUUUUGGACACUAGUUCCAAAUGCACUAAGACCUAUGAAAAGCCUGAACGGCGAUAUAGUUCUAAUCACUGGAGGCGGCGGAGGAGUUGGUCGACAAUUGGCGAUCAAGCUGGCAAGGCUUGGAGCCAAGGUUGUCUUAUGGGACGUUAAUAAAGAAGCAUUAAACAAAACCUGCGCUGCUCUCAAAGAUGAAGGAUACACAGUGGCGAGCUAUGUCGUCGACCUGGCAGAUCGGGAAGCUGUCUACAAAACAGCACAGAGAGUCAAAAUAGAGGUGGGAAAAGUAGACAUACUCAUAAAUAACGCCGGAGUCGUCUUCGGUGAAACUCUGCUGGAUCUGAACGAUGCAGCCAUUGAAACCACAUACAAAGUCAAUAUUCUCUCUCAUUAUUGGACGGUAAAAGCUUUUCUUCCCGAUAUGAUAAGCUCGGGUAAAGGUCACAUAGUGACAAUGGGCUCCGUUGCUGGACUUCUCGGCACCUAUCGAUGUACAGACUACAGUGGCACAAAGUUUGCCACCGUCGGCUUUCACGAGAGCCUAUUCACAGAACUUCGGACUCACGGUCAUAACACGAUCCAUGCAACGCUUGUGUGCCCGUACUACAUCAACACGGGCAUGUUCGACGGGGUCACGCCGCGACUCAUGCCCAUGCUGGAGCCGGACUACGUCGCCGAAACCAUGAUAGACUCCAUCCGCAAGAACGAAGUCAACUGCAUCAUGCCCGGCUCUGUCAGAUACUUGCUGCCGCUUAAGUGUUUACUCCCAGCAAAAAUGUGCUGGGACCUAAUGCACAGGGUGAUGAAAGGACCACAAUCCAUGAUGGAGCUCAAGAGGAAAACUGCAGUGGAAUGAAAACAAUACAUUAUACCUAUACCUUUCGAACCUUUAGAAUUAGAAAAGCCUAAUUUAUUUUCACGAUUUUUCAUGAAUGUUUGAAAAUUAAACAGAGGGAGAGAUUAUAAGGCCCAUCUUGUUGACGUAAUUCAUCGUAAAGAUUAUUUUACGGAAUACAACAGUUGCAAGUUAUAGUUUUAUUUGGAUACCUACCUCUACUUUUUAUGUAAACGAGGACAAAAUAAUAGAAGCUAAUUAGAAGACUGAAGACAAUGUAUUUUUUUUUUAUUAAAUACACCAAUAUUUAAUGGUAAA